GAGGGCGAGGAUUCCGCGUGGUCCGCUCCGUCGCCGCGCUCGAAUCUAAACUACAACUCCCAGCAGGCAGCGGGGCGGAGCUUGGGGACCUGGAGCAUGGCGACGACGGUUGUGGCUGGGCUGAAGCACCCGGGGCUGAGGGGUGCCCUAGGGUACAGGGGGUUUCUCCGGGGCGCCUGCGCCCGCGGGGCCCAGCUGCAGCAGCGCCCGGACCCCCCGCAGUCCGAGCCCGGGCCGUGGCCUCCGGGCGUGGAAUACAUCCCCAGGAAGAAGGCCAAGAACCCCAUGAAGGCCGUGGGGCUGGCGUGGGCCCUCGGCUUUCCCUGUGGGAUCCUCCUCUUCCUCUUCACUAAGCGCGAAGUGGACAAAAACCGCCUGAAGCAGAUGAAGGCCCUGCAGAGCAUGCGCACGGCGAACCAGGGAGACUACGAGAGGCAGAGGUUCAGGUCCUCGGACCCCGCACUGGGAACUGAGGAGCUGUAGAAGCCGCUGCCAGGCCCUGCCCCGGAGGCGCAGGAUAAAUUGGAGGCCGCCAAUAAAGUCACACUAUUUCCCUGAAAAAGGAGCCCGGAGCCUGGCGUGCGGGGGGAGGCGGGAGAGGGGCCGGAGCCCCUCCCGGGACAAAGGCCGGGAACCCUCGCGCUCGGCGUCUGCCCCCUGGGUAACGGGCCGUUAGAGGGCCCGAUGUAGCGGCGGCCAGGCCCGGACUCGGAACUGUCCGUCCUCUUUCUCACCGCCUUCCUGCCCCGGGCCCAAUAAAGCAUUUUCUCAGUCGCGUCCCUCACAGCGGGAGCAUUGGAAGCGCCCGCCCCUCUCCCUGCCCCCCACCUCGGGGUCCCUCCCAAUUCCCAUCCUCGCGUCCUUGGGCCCGUCCUAGAGCCAGGGCGGAGUGAGGGGACAAGCUGCUCGUGCAGGGCCUGGGGUGCCCAAGCCGGGUGCUUCAGCUUCCUCGUGUGUCAGGUGAGCUGGAGAAGGAAAUGGUGAGCCUCUGAUCACAGAGUCUCUCUGAGGAGAAGGAAAUGGUGAGCCUCUGAUCACAGAGUCUCUCUGAGUACGGGGUGACGGGUCAGAUGUGCGCUUUAGCAUCAUCAGUUAAGCAGCUGGGGAGAGGAUGGAGGGAGCCACCAAAGUGACCAAGCUGGCUCCCCCUCCCACAGAAAGCCAGAAGCAGACCCUUGGUUUCUAACAUAGUAUUUUAUUAUAUUUUCCAUUAUAACUCUGUGUGGUGCUCAAAACUCCAGAAAGGUUGCAUACAGAAGCCCUUUUUUGACCCCUGCGCCGGCCGAAGUCAAGAACACUGUUCCUUGAGUCCCUGCCUCCUUCAUAAGGCACUUGGUGUUAAAAGCUUAGCCUGUAGCUUCCUGCUCCUAGAGCAGGGAAGGGAGGUCCUGAUGGGGGGAAUAGUAAGGGGAGCAAUAUCCCAACAAGCACCCCAGAACUGAAGGUUGGGAUGAAAAACACCCAGGUUCUAGCAGUAGCUCUGCCACUCUUGUGAGACCUGGGGCAAGCCGUUUUGCUUCUGGACCUCAGUUCUUUCAUCUGUGCAACAGAGGACUGACUCUAGAAAAGUCUAGGUUAAAAUUCUGUGAGAAGA
Molecule: messenger RNA, 1594 nt
Organism: Sarcophilus harrisii (Tasmanian devil)
Lineage: Eukaryota; Metazoa; Chordata; Mammalia; Dasyuromorphia; Dasyuridae
Product: probable hydrolase PNKD
Exons: 3
Coding region: 97-483 (128 amino acids)
Source: RefSeq, a predicted model, not a curated record